AUGGCACCUUACGAGGCAUUGUAUGGCUGUAAGUGUCGCAUUUCCUUAUGUUGGACUGAGUUGGGUAAGCGACGUGUUCUGGGUCCUGAAUUGGUUUCUGAGAUAGAGGAAAAGAAGAAGGUUAUGAGGUUUGGCCGUAAGGGCAAGUUGAGCCCUAGAUUUAUUGGGCUUUACCGAAUUUUGAGACGCGUGGGACCUAUCACUUAUCAGUUGGAGCUACCUCCGGAAUUGGAUUGUAUUCAUGAUGUAUUCCACGUCUCUAUGUUGAGACGCUACCUCUCUGAUCCUACUCAUGUUGUUCCUGUGGAGGAAAUUGAGGUUAGGCCAGACUUGACUUUCGAGGAGGAACCAAUCCAGAUUCUGGACUGUGACGUUAAAGUUUUGCGGAGGAAAUCUAUUCCACUGGUUAAGGUUUUAUGGCAUAAUUAUAGCACUAAGGAGGCUACGUGGGAGCCUAAGGAUGCGAUGCGUCAGCAAUAUCCCCAUCUAUUUUGA
Molecule: messenger RNA, 495 nt
Organism: Gossypium arboreum
Lineage: Eukaryota; Viridiplantae; Streptophyta; Magnoliopsida; Malvales; Malvaceae
Exons: 2
Coding region: 1-495 (164 amino acids)
Source: RefSeq, a predicted model, not a curated record